Pyricularia grisea is the source of this 894-nucleotide messenger RNA. RefSeq lists its product as uncharacterized. The coding region runs from base 1 to 894 and encodes 297 amino acids. Lineage: Eukaryota; Fungi; Ascomycota; Sordariomycetes; Magnaporthales; Pyriculariaceae. Gene Ontology annotation, biological process: pentose-phosphate shunt, non-oxidative branch; D-ribose metabolic process. The transcript has a single exon. The record is from RefSeq and is a predicted model, not a curated record. Gene Ontology annotation, molecular function: ribose-5-phosphate isomerase activity. Gene Ontology annotation, cellular component: intracellular membrane-bounded organelle.
AUGGCAAGCUCAGAGUCGGCCGUGUCGGCGAUCGAGCAGGUGCAGUUGAUAGAGAUGGCCAAGAAGGCAGCCGCCUUCACUGCCGUCAAGGACCAUCUGGACCCGCGCUACAAGCACGUCGGCAUUGGGUCAGGGUCUACCGUCGUCUACGUUGUCGAGGCGAUCAAGGAGUUGCACCCAGAGGCCUCGAAGCACAUGACUUUCUAUCCUACGGGCGACCAGUCCAAGGGCCUCAUCAAGGCCGGUGGGCUCCGAGCAGCCCCGAUCGAGGACCGGCCCCAGGGCAGCCUGCUGGACGUCUACUUUGACGGCGCCGACGAGGCCGACGCCGACCUCAACCUGAUCAAGGGUGGCGGCGGCUGCCUGUGGCAGGAGAAGAUCGUCGCCGUGGCCUCGCGCACCUUUGUCUGCAUCGGCGACUUCCGCAAGCUCUCGAGGAACCUGGGCACCCAGUGGAAGCAAGGGAUACCCAUCGAGGUCCUCCCCAAGGCGGCGGAGCACGUGCUGGCCGAGCUGGAGAGGUUGGGCGCGCACUCGCCGCGUCUGAGGUCCGGCUCAGGCAAGGCCGGUUCGGUGGUGACGGACAACGGGAUGCACAUCAUCGACGCCCCCUUUACCCCACUGCUGCUGGCCGGAGACGAGGGUGGGACCGGCGAGAAUGGAAUCUGGAGCGUCGACAGGCUCGCGGCCAAACUGAAGUCGCUGGUCGGCGUCUGUGAGAUUGGCCUCUUCUACGGCCGCAGCGGUCUGGAUGCAAAGGAUGAAGGCGGUGCACAGAAGCCCGUCGCGGCCUAUUUUGGCAUGGCGGACGGCAGCGUGCAGAUCCUCAACCAGGGCUCCCCGCCUGUCACCCUUACAACAUCAAGCACGGGUGGCUCUGGUGGUUCCAAGUAA